Geodia barretti is the source of this 1910-nucleotide messenger RNA. Lineage: Eukaryota; Metazoa; Porifera; Demospongiae; Tetractinellida; Geodiidae. The record is from the annotation of a GenBank genome assembly.
CGGUUGGUAUGCGCAAUUUAGAGGGUCAGCGCUCCGGCAUGGAACCCUUCUUCUCUAGCAUCGUUGCAAUAAUCCUAGCUCUCCUACUAGCCACCGGUGGGGAGUCAUGGACCGGCACGCGAGGCGGGUGUUCUUCUCCCUCGUCAAUGGCAAUAAGCCGUAUCAUCACUAGUACAUACAACGAUUCCGGCCUACGAAUAGUGAUUAGAGAAAACGAAAUUGUUUGCAAUUCGUAUGCUUAUGAAAAAAUGACGGUACUCUGUCUGUAUGACCGGUGCAACGAAACGUCGUGCCUACCGGAGCCCGUGAGUGUGGUACUGGAUAUACUGUGCCUAGACGGCGUGUGGGAACUAACGCACUACGAGAGAGUGUCAAAUUCUACAAUGUCAAAUUCUACAAUCUCUACUGAAAGUCCUAACUGCACCGAUUGUUUGGAUGUGGAAUUGUUUCAAAGCAGAAAGUACCCUACCAAUCCCCCUGGCUUGCUGGCGUACAACCAGACGACUCACUGCCUGUUGCUCCCCUCCUGCUAUAAUGAGGCUGGUUCACUUAUUGGAUACUUCAGUGCCAGAGAAUGCUGCGUGGAGAUGGAAGAGAGCCGUUCAUACAGAUACGGAGAUAGAUCUUUCCCCUGCAUAGUCCAUGGAUUUGUGAAGACAAAAUACAGUGUUGUAGAGGGGGAGACAUUGGACAUUGUGUUUGAAAGAAAUGCCAAGGGCACAACUAAAUUUCCACUGCUCACAAUCGAAGGCAGGAUCAUAUCAGAGGGGGACGAGGAUGAUUACCAGCCAGUCUUAGUCACUUUGCUUCGGAGAGACUCAAGGAUAACUCUCAGUUUGACUGCAUACAACGACAUGAUUGCAUUGGAAGAUGGCGACAAAGUCAUUCUAAGACAGACCUCCGGUAUCAAUAAUUAUGUUAAUCUGGUGGAGCAAAGAGGGGAGUUUAUCAGCCACACUAUGGAAGUAGCCAUUGUGGAUAAAAACAACAGAGUGGAAAUAGAUCUCGCUCAAUCAGUUUACACUGUGUCCGAAGAUGAGACAGGCAACCAAGUACUCACUCUAGCAAUCAAGAACGGUUUAAUAGUACAGGGCCCUAUCCCUCUGAGGCUUACAGCUAUGAGUCUGACUUCACCCGUUGUUAACGACGCUGAGAGGGCUACACCAAGACAAGAUUUCCACGUAGAGACUGUGGAUAUUGAAAUCACUCCUGGAGCAGCUGGAAUGACCAAUAUUAGUCUGAACGACAUCAUUAUUGAUGAUAACACUGUGGAAAACCACAUCCAGAGGUUCAGCCUGAUGGUGGAGGUAUCUGAAGGCAGAGUGUUCUUCGAUUCAGACAACUCCACUAAGAAAUCAGUUGAAGUGGCUAUUGAGAGUGAUGACACGGUCAGUGUUUCUCUAUUGUCAUCUAAUGUGGUAUUCUAUGAAAGUGAUGAAAGUCCAUUCAAUAUUUGUGUGAUCGUGAUAAGUGAAGGAACAGACCAAAAUUGUCCUGUGGAGUUUCAAGUAAACUAUACUCUUAGCUUCACCAAGUACUCAUACACCAAAAAUGGAGAUGGUGAGACAAUAUUUCGUGAUGUUACUGUUGAUAAGUGUAACAACAUGUCAUGUGUCGAUCUCAAGGCUGUCUUCAGCAUUCCGAAUGAUGAAGAAUUCAAUUUUCAAUUGUUUAAUGUGUCUCUUGCUGAAACUGAAUUACCUCAGUCUGGGAUGUUUCGAGUCUCUACAAAUGUUGUGAAGUUUGAAAUAAGAGACGACGACUGUAAGUUGUACAAGUGGAAAAAUCAUUUCUUCAAAAUGAAGGGGGAUAUAGAGAUGGCUUGAAGCACCAAAAAGGAAGAAACAAGGGGUCAUUACACAGCAAAGAUGCACAAAGCUACAUGACACCAUCCCUAUAUCUUUGUCUCA